Messenger RNA from Corythoichthys intestinalis (scribbled pipefish), 1928 nucleotides. Its product is annotated as gap junction alpha-3 protein-like. Gene Ontology annotation, molecular function: gap junction channel activity. The transcript has 2 exons. NCBI's taxonomy places the organism in Eukaryota, Metazoa, Chordata, Actinopteri, Syngnathiformes, Syngnathidae. Gene Ontology annotation, cellular component: connexin complex. The record is from RefSeq and is a predicted model, not a curated record. Gene Ontology annotation, biological process: cell-cell signaling. Bases 239 to 1303 code for a protein of 354 amino acids.
CAGAAACUCAGCUGGGGAGGUCCUGGUUCCUGCCUGCCUGACUUGGUAUAGAACUGACGCUGUGGCUGGUAAGAGCCAACUUUUCCUAUCCAUUCAAGGGCAUUGCUAAGAGGCCCCGAAGAACACGCUUGUUCCGAGACCUGCCAACACAAUGGUCGAAAUGAUGGAUCCUCAAAGGCACAUAGGAGUUCAAUACAACCAAUAUAGAAGGUGACGAGCUGUGUGAUUUACAUAGACAAUGGGGGACUGGAAUCUACUGGGAAAGCUUCUGGAAAAUGCCCAGGAGCAUUCCACCGUGGUAGGUAAGGUGUGGCUCACAGUCCUGUUCAUCUUCCGCAUCCUGAUCCUGAGCGCCGCCACGGAGAAGGUGUGGGGCGACGAGCAGUCGGGCUUCACCUGCGACACGAAGCAGCCCGGUUGCGAAAACGUGUGCUACGACAUCACUUUUCCAAUCUCCCAUGUUCGCUUCUGGGUGCUGCAGAUCAUUUUUGUGUCCACUCCUACACUGAUCUACCUGGGUCACAUCCUGCACCUGGUGCGCAUGGAGGAGAAGCAGAAGGAGAAAGCGAAAAAUCUAGAGCAUCCUCUAGAGAAGCCAGCCCUCCUUGUUGCUGCACACAAGCACAAAAAGGUCCUCAUGAGGGAUGAGAAAGGACAUGUCCGCCUGCAGGGGGAGCUCUUGCGCACAUAUGUCUUCAAUGUCAUAUUUAAGACCCUCUUUGAGGUGGGCUUUAUUGUGGCGCAGUACCUGUUGUACGGGUUCGAGCUGAAGCCCAUGUACACAUGCGACAGGCCGCCGUGCCCCAAUGUAGUCAACUGCUACAUCUCCCGUCCCACCGAGAAAACCAUCUUCAUCAUCUUUAUGCUUGGCGUGGCCAGCGUUUCCCUAUUCCUCAACCUCAUUGAGAUUUAUCACCUUGGUUUCACCAAAUGCCGGCAGGGCAUCACCUUCAGGAGAGGCAACCAGUCACCCGACACAAUCUCCAAGGGACACAGUGACCCCGAAGUGCCAUUUGGCCCGACAUAUGACGACUACUUUCAUGAGCAUCGCCCUCCCAGCUACAACCUCUCGCCUCUUUCCGAUGGCACCGACUCAUCCUUUCACCCCUGUAAUAGCAAAGCGGCCUACAAACAGAAUAAAGACAAUUUAGCUGUGGAAAGGAGUGGUAGCAAGACUGAGGAAUGUGACCUGAAAGGGAAGAAGCGAACGGGAGCUGCCCCCGGGUCACCCACGCAAAGCAGGCAAGGCCGCAGUGCCAAGCACAGCAACAACAAGUCUAGAAUAGACGAUCUGAAGAUAUGAGACGUUGCUCUUUCUGAGUGGUCUUACAUUUCCUUGAAGGGACUUAAUGCAGUUUGGGAACAUGUACUCAUGGUGUAGGUUGGACUCAUUCCAUAUAAGACUUUCAAGGUCCACUGGGCUGCUUUGCUUUUGUGAACUUCUAUUUCCACAAUAGAUGCUGGAAGUGGCAAAACCUUACAGUGGAAGCUCCAAAAUUGUGGACAUGAUCCUAAACGUUUCAUAAAGCCGGUGGUCCUCAAAGUUGAGGGCACAUGUGCUUUUUUUUCUUCAUCCUUUUAUCAACUGUUAAAAACAAGUCAAAUUAUACAGCCCUAAUUCAUUAAAAGAACUCAAAAGGCUUAACAGACAGAUAGUAUGAGAUAUUAAAUGCUGAGUAAUAAAACUAAGUAAAUCGAAAUUGCUGUUAAGAAGUGCACUUAAUGGGAAUGGCAAUAUUAUUUGGAGAGCGACACUGUGAUCCUGCGGCAUGUUGCUGAAAUUAAUCCGUUGUGCUAUUGAAAGUGGUUUAUUUAAUUUAAAAUGGUGAAUUUAAUUUAAAUCUGUUAAUUUUUUGCUUAUUUUGGACUGACCAGCCAGUUCCUUUCCAUUUGUGGCUCUGUUCAUGACACCUUUCUGGUACCUGUCA